Messenger RNA from Exophiala viscosa, 966 nucleotides. RefSeq names its product thiamine pyrophosphokinase. Gene Ontology annotation, molecular function: 8-oxo-dGDP phosphatase activity. The coding region runs from base 1 to 966 and encodes 321 amino acids. The transcript is spliced from 2 exons. Lineage: Eukaryota; Fungi; Ascomycota; Eurotiomycetes; Chaetothyriales; Herpotrichiellaceae. The record is from RefSeq and is a predicted model, not a curated record.
AUGGGGCAUCUCUCCAACCUGGACAUCGUGAAUGAAUGCGACAACUUCCCUUACUACUCCGACAAUCCGGAGAUCUACACAGCUGCCUUGAAAGACUAUUAUCAAUUUCGGCUAGAGGGAUGCGACUCAUGUCUGGGCUACACUACUUCAACUGUUGCUGCGCAAAUGCCUCCGACCAAAGAUUGGAAUCUCGACCACGACAAAAAGCACCUGACAUUUCAGCCUCGAUCCACCAGCGGUGAGCCAGUCAAGGACUUUGCAGAACGCAACCAAAUCCUCGCCGAGUACCUUCAAGAUGUUCGAGAGAAGAAGGUAUUUCGUGUUCUAGACGGUUGGCGGAGCGAGCUGUAUCCGAUCUAUGGCCCAAGCAAAACCCUUCUCUUGAACAUGGAACGCUCAGCAACACCGCUUUUCGGAGUGGUCACCUAUGGUGUCCACAUGACAGGAUACGUCAAGACUCCAGAAGGCAUGAAGAUAUGGGCGCCACGAAGAGCCCUGACCAAGCAGACAUAUCCAGGCAUGAUGGACAACACUGUGGCUGGUGGUUUGAGCACCGGAGAAAAGCCUUUCGAAUGUCUGGUGAGAGAAUGCGAGGAAGAAGCUUCAUUGCCGGCAGACGUCGUGCAAUCUGCACAAGCUUGCGGGACGUUGACGUAUUUCCACGUCCGAGACGCGAGAGCUGGCGGUGAGACAGGGCUUUGUCAACCGGAAUGUCAAUAUAUCUAUGAUCUCGAGUUGCCGGCCGAUGUCACACCAAAGCCUGGAGAUGAUGAAGCCAUCGAUUUCCAGCUCCUCACCGUGGAUGAGGUCCGGAAAGCGAUUGCUAACGGGAAAUUCAAGCCCAAUUGUGCUCAUUUGCUGCUCGAGUUCUUUGUGAGACAUGGGAUCUUGACCGCAGAGAACGAGCCUCAUUAUAUCGAACUUGUUUCGAAGUUUCAUAGAAAGCUGGAAUUUCCAAUGCCUUGA